CGGGCCGCGGAGCCCAUGUCGGCCCUGAGGCGCUCGGGCUACGGCCCUAGUGACGGUCCGCCUUAUGGCCGCUACUACGGGCCCGGGGGUGGAGAUGUGCCCGUGCACCCACCGCCACCUUUAUAUCCUCCUCGUUCGGAACCUCCCCAGCCUCCCAUUUCCUGGAGGGUGCGCGGGGGCGGCCCGGCUGAGACCACCUGGCAGGGAGAAGGCGGAGGAGGCGAUGGUUACUAUCCCUCUGGUGGCGCCUGGCCGGAGCCGGGUCGAAGUGGAGGAAGCCACCAGGAAGAGUCACCUUAUCCUAACUACAAUUCUAACUAUUGGAAUUCUUCUGCCCGGGCUAGAGCUCCUUACCCAAGUACAUAUCCUGUAAGACCAGACAUACAAGGCCAGAGUCUGAACUCAUACACUAAUGGAGCAUACGGCCCACCAUACCCCGCUGGGCCUGGGGCAAAUACCGCCUCAUAUUCUGGGGGUUAUUAUGCACCUGGAUAUAGUCAGAGCAGCUACUCCACAGAAGUUCCCAGCACAUAUCGUUCACCUGGCAGCAGCCCCAGCCCAGUCUCGCGCUGGUUAUAUCCCCAGCAGGACUGCCAAACUGAAGCAUCCCCUCUUAGUGGGCCGGUACCAGGAUAUCCUCCUUCACAGAACCCUGGAAUGACCCUGCCUCAUUAUUCUUAUGGGGAUGGUAAUCGUAGUGUUCCACAGUCAGGACCAAGUGUGCAACCACAAGAGGAUGCCUGGGCUUCUCCUGGUGCUUAUGCAAUGGGAACCCGCUACCCCUGGCCCUCAGCUACGCCCUCAGCCCCACCUGGGAAUCUCUACAUGACUGAAAGUACUUCAUCGUGGCCUAACAAUGGCUCUCCUCAACCGACUCCUUCACCAACACCUCAGCAGUCCAAGGAGUCUUCAUACUCCUAUAAUCAAUCAGAUCGAGGCGUGAACCGGCACAACUGUCCUUGCAGUGUCCAUCAGUAUGAAUCUUCGGGGACAAUGAACAAUGACAAUUCAGAUCUUUUGGAUCCCCAAGUCCAAUAUAGUGCUGAGCCUCAACUGUAUGAUAAUACCACUAAUGAACCUCCCAGGAAUCAAGAUCAAAGUAUUAGUCAUCCUGAAGAGAGUUUGUCUUCAGAUGAAGGUACUCCUCCAAGUAUUAAAAAAAUCAUAAAUGUGCUGGAGAAGGUCCAGUAUCUUGAGCAAGAAGUAGAAGACUUUGUAGGAAAAAAGACAGACAAAGGAUAUUGGCUUCUAGAAGAAAUGCUAACCAAGGAACUUUUGGAGCUGGAUUCCAUUGAAACUGGGGGCCAGGAAUCUGUCCGGCAGGCCAGGAAAGAGGCUGUUUGUAAGAUCCAGGCCAUCUUGGAAAAAUUGGAAAAAAAGGGAUUAUGAAAGGGUUUAGAACCAAAGCCUGUUACUAACUUGACCAAAGAACUCUGGAUUUUGGUUAGUAACCCUCUUUCUUUUGAGACGGCUGUGGAUGACUGGAAGCAAUACAUCCACCUUAACUUUGCUUCUCACACUGCAGAGCCUGGCAAAGGACUUGGAAAAACAUUGUAAUAAUGAAUUGUCUUCAGACCCAUGAAUGUAGUAGGAAACUACGGAGUUAUUGCCAAGUAAGGUUACUCCUUGCCUCAGAAAUGUAUGGAUAUUUGCAAGCUGCUAUCAAGCAGGAGGGGACCACUUCAUGUAACAGGCUUAUCAGGAACAUGCCAGAUGAGACUGGUAUGACCUGAGACAAACAGGUUCUGUUUUUGUUUUGUUUUUUAAACAGCUGGAUUACUUGUCAAUUUUUUGUACAUUGUGACUGCUUCCUGCGUACACUUCAUGUGUAAAUUACAGCUUGGACUUUAGCCUUCAUGGAUCUCUGUUUGGUGUGUUAUUUGCAGUUCAUAAAUAGACUAUCAUUCUCUACUUCUUGGUAUAUUUUGUAGUAAUAUGUUUAAUAUUAUUUCAAGAGAUCAUAUUGACAGCCAGGAAGUAUGGCAAUUCUGAAUGGAUUUGUAUCUUUUCACCACUUGAGUAUAUUGCAACAUGUAGUGAGUUCCUGAGGUGAGCUGUUUGUCUCCCUUUUUGUAUACACUUCUAUUUUCAUGGUACUAGUGGAAGAUAAAUGUGCAUUGAUGUAGGAAUGAAAAUAUUUGUGAACCUUUCUCUUUUGCUUUUUACCAUAUUUUAGAUAAAGAUACACUUUAAAAUGGCUUUUUAACCAAAUUUUCUUUUUACUGCUGCUGCUUCUAUAGAGAAAGCAAUGUGGCAGAUGAUAAACUGUAGCCACAGUUAGUAGAAAUAACAACUCAGCAAAAUAAAAAUGAUCCCUUCGGUAAGACCGUUUUCCAUCUACAAUCAGUUUCACUUUCGAGAUCCCUGUGAGCAGAAUUCAACUCAGUUUAGAGUAGAAAACAAUGAGGGCGAAAGGGGAUUCAUGCUCAGGUAUUGAAUCAGCCAUAGCUAGAGUGGAAAAAUAUUUCCUUGUUUUAAGGGUAUAUUUGAUGAUUAACUCUAUUUCCCUAUUGUAAAUUGCACAGAGAGAAUUGCCUGUUUUAUAAAAAGAUGUUUAUUGCCAUUAUAACAGUCUUCUUAGAACCAAAUUUAUGGGAGGAGUGUUAAGAGUCGUAGUUGGGCUUGCUAAGUAGUGCUAAUGCUGUUCUAUAAAAAAGAUUAUGUAAAUAACUUACUUUUUACAUCUGAGGUGAGUUUUAGUAUACAGUAUCUGUUAUUGGAAAAAGAGCUGUUUCUUAAUAAGAUUUUCAAGUGAUAAUUUUUUUAAGACUGCCAAGCCUAUACAUAAAAAAUAUAUCAGCUAUCUCCUCCCUCUAUAAACAAAGCCAAACUGAUACAAGCACAUUGUAUGUUGAGAAGAAAUUUAGUAAAAAUACUGGUUAGGUUUUGUAGUUGGAUGAGUGAUUUUAAAAUAUGUAGUGAUAAUCUUAUUCUAGGGUUUUUAUCUUUGACUUAAUGAAGGAAUGUUAAAGAGUUUUUUUCUAUGAAAAUUAAGUUAUAAUUGAAGCUGAACAUUAAAAGACAGCAUAGGACCUUACAGCUUAGUUACCACAAACCAGUGAGAUGAUGACUAAUACAGAAUAGAACACUGGUAUUUAACUUACCAAGUGCCCAGAAUGCCAUUUUCCAUGACGUCUUGAUUUGUUUGUGUAUAUACACAUACACAUAAGGCAAAGAUAGACAUAUAUUUGUGUGUAUGUGUAUGUCUAAAUGAUUAUUUUAUAAUUUUGGACAUAGUUUUAGACUACAGAAGAGUUAUAAAAAUAGUACAGCAUUCCUCUGUAACUUUUACCCAGGUUCCCCUUAUGCUGACAUCUUACAUACCAUUGAAAAUUUGUCAAAAUUAUGGAAUUAAUCUUGCUUUAAUAUUAGCUACAGUAGAAAAUUUUAGAGAUUUUAUUGUUCUUCCCACGAAUGUCCUCUUACUGUUCCAGCAUCACACACUGCAUUGAAUUGUCAUGUCUCUGUAGUUGACACUACAGAGUCUAUCCUAGUAGGAGGUGUCCAUGGUGUUGUAAUGUAUUUUUGAUGUUGUUAACCUUGGCUAAGGUGGUGUCUGCUAGGAUUCUCUAUGAUAAAUUCUUAUGUUUCCCAUUGUAACUACUACAUAUUCGGUAGUGAGAUAUUUUAGGCCUAUGCAAAUGCUUUAUUUCUGCUUAAAGUUUUUUGCACUCACUUUAGUAUCCAUUGGUAAAUAUUGCUUGUGAUAAUUACUGUGGUGUUCUAAUGGUGAUUUCUACUCAAUUAUUUCUACAUUUGUUCACUGUAAUUUUGUAAGGGAAAGUUGUCACUUCUGGAUUAAUGUUUUUCAUUCUAAUGGUAAUCAGGAUGCUAAAUUCUAAAGUCUUAGAAUUUAAAGAUGUUAAACCAUGUUAAAGUGAUUCAAAAUAUUUCCAAAAAAUGAAAAACGAUGUUAGUGGCCUCUCUCGGAAAAUAUAAUGAAUGUAAGAAGGGCACUUGUAUACGUGAUUUGUAGAAUUGGAUCAACUUUUGACUUAAUAACGCCAAGCUGAACUCAAAUUUUUCUUGAAGUUUAACAAGAUUAAGUGUCUACAUUUAUAUUACUUUGAGCAUCAUUUUUGUCAAAAUCUUGAAUAAACAUACCUAGACUUAGCAUGUUAAA
Echinops telfairi (small Madagascar hedgehog) is the source of this 4123-nucleotide messenger RNA. RefSeq names its product BAG cochaperone 4 (gene BAG4). Gene Ontology annotation, cellular component: membrane; nucleus; cytoplasm. The record is from RefSeq and is a predicted model, not a curated record. Gene Ontology annotation, biological process: protein stabilization. The transcript is spliced from 5 exons. NCBI's taxonomy places the organism in Eukaryota, Metazoa, Chordata, Mammalia, Afrosoricida, Tenrecidae. Bases 16 to 1389 code for a protein of 457 amino acids. Gene Ontology annotation, molecular function: protein-folding chaperone binding; adenyl-nucleotide exchange factor activity.